This is a messenger RNA of Fusarium fujikuroi IMI 58289, 918 nucleotides long. RefSeq lists its product as uncharacterized. The record is from RefSeq and is a predicted model, not a curated record. The coding region runs from base 1 to 918 and encodes 305 amino acids. The transcript has 2 exons. Lineage: Eukaryota; Fungi; Ascomycota; Sordariomycetes; Hypocreales; Nectriaceae.
AUGGCGCGUGGACAUCCGCGUGUCAAGGUUGAAGACCAGGCCGCCUAUCGCGUAGCCCAGAAGCAGCCUACCAGCUACAGCAAGCCGGACCCCCUGCGCUUCAACCGUACCAACACCCAAACGGCCCCGACUCUUCUGAGAUCGCCAAACUGGUUCCGCGGCAAUUACAAUUUUCGGACCAUGGCGAAGAUACGUCAGGUGCUGGUUCUAUUGGGGCUCAGAAUAUUGUGCGCACGUUUGCCAUGGUGGAAGAACAAAUGUUCAUGCUCACAGCAUGCUGGACGCUUCACUGUAUGCCCUGCCGAAUCAUCUUCGAUAGCGCCAACGAACAAAGCGGCGCAUAACUCCAAAUGGUAUUGGGAUGAAUUCCUAUGUUUCGCGUGCGACAUAGGAUUCGAAACUGCCCCAGAUCUCAAGAGGAUGAUGUAUCAUCUUGAGGGAAACCGAUGCAAGUCACGCUUCAAUUCCGCGUUCUCCGCUAGAACACUAUCCAAUCACUGCCAUACAAAUGAUCGGACCGGCCUGAACAUGACAUGUCCGGGGUGCGAGGUCGAAUUCGAGACUCUGUCCCUUCUGUUCCGCCACAUGGAAUCGAGACUCUGCGCCCUGAGGAACUGGCAACAAGCAACGGGCCUGAUGCAUCUCCUCUUCAACUUGACGCAAGAAAUCGAUGUGGCCAACAGGACUUGCAAUAUAUGCAAAAGACUGUUUGACUCUGAAGCCGGACUUUUUGAUCACGUGCGGUAUCAACAUGAGAACACCAUCUGCCGAACGUGUGACAGGGUUUUUCGCGACUCGGAAGAACGGCAUAAACAUAUCAUCUCACGCACGCCGAUCAAAGUUCGGGCUUCCGUCUGCGCCAUGUCCCAGCCUUCUGUUGCUUUUGACAUGGAAAAGCACUACAACGAGCAUAUGUGA